AUGUCAGACGAUAGACGUCGUAUGCCACGUGAUUUACGUAAUUUGCGUGCCUGUUUAAUAUGUUCAUUAAUUAAAAGUGCCGGUAUGUUUGAAGACGAUGGUUGUGAUAAUUGUGAAGAAUAUCUUUCAAUGAAAGGCAAUCAUGAUCGUGUUUAUGAAUGUACAUCAAGUAAUUUUGAAGGAAUGAUUGCAUUAAUGCAUCCAGAAGAAUCAUGGGUUGCUAAAUGGCAACGUAUAUCACAUCACGUGAAAGGAAUGUAUGCUGUGUCGGUUACUGGUACAUUACCACGACGUAUUCAACGUGAACUUGCUGAAAACGGUCGAGUAUAUCGUAGUCGUGAUGUUAGUUUAAAAACAUAA
Molecule: messenger RNA, 360 nt
Organism: Rotaria sp. Silwood2
Lineage: Eukaryota; Metazoa; Rotifera; Eurotatoria; Philodinida; Philodinidae
Source: the annotation of a GenBank genome assembly